Messenger RNA from Esox lucius (northern pike), 4136 nucleotides. It is a transcript of the gene nfxl1, whose product is annotated as nuclear transcription factor, X-box binding-like 1. The coding region runs from base 108 to 2861 and encodes 917 amino acids. Lineage: Eukaryota; Metazoa; Chordata; Actinopteri; Esociformes; Esocidae. Gene Ontology annotation, molecular function: RNA polymerase II transcription regulatory region sequence-specific DNA binding; zinc ion binding; DNA-binding transcription factor activity, RNA polymerase II-specific. The record is from RefSeq and is a predicted model, not a curated record. The transcript is spliced from 23 exons. Gene Ontology annotation, cellular component: nucleus. Gene Ontology annotation, biological process: regulation of DNA-templated transcription.
UACUACAAUUCCCACUGAGCGGCACAAUUCUUGGAGUUUGCGCACUGAGCGCUCUUGGUGAGUGUGAACAAGCCGAGUGGUUUCGGGUGAAUCGUCUGGUCGUUGCCAUGGAUCCGGCCUGGCGUCAACAGGGUCGGGGUCGUGGCCGGGGUCAGUCUCAGGGUCAAGUGUCGCGACCCCAGAAAGAGAGAGAGAAGGUGUUGGCUCCAGCAGCAGCAACCCCGACCCCUCCUGGAGGGGUGUGGGCUGGAGACGGGAGAGGAAGAGGAGGAGGAAGAGGAGCAGGGAAGAACAUUACCGCUUCAACAAAACCUGUCAACAGAGGAAAGAACAUGGUGGAUCCACCAAAAAACACUGCGUCCAGCCAAUCCAAGUUUGAGGAGAUCAGGAAGUCAAACCAGGCUGCUGCUCAACGAUUGGCUCAGAGCCAGUACAGCUCCUCCUCAGAUGACGAAGAGGAUGAGGAUGGUGUGGAGGUUCUGGGGAAAGAGGGGAAACGCGGACAGAUUCUGGCCUCCGCCCUCGUCACCUACACAGACCAGACAGGCGGUGACAUCACAGAGCUGGAGAGGACUCGUCAAUACCUGAGUGAUGCCUUCCAGUCGGGCGCUAUCACCUGUCUCAUCUGCAUCGCCUCAGUCAAGAGAAACCAGGCGGUCUGGAGUUGUUCCGGAUGUUUCAGUCUCUUCCAUAUUCCCUGUAUCCAGAAGUGGGCCAAGGACAGCGUCUUCCUCAUCUCUUCUGUCACUGACGAAGACUUUGGAAAGAAAGAUCAUCCGUGGCCCUGUCCUAAGUGUCGUUAUGAGUACAGCCCGACCCAGACGCCCAGCAGGUACCUGUGUUACUGUGGGAAGGUCCAGGACCCUCCUCUUGACCCCUGGUUGGUUCCUCACUCCUGCGGUCUGGUGUGUGACAAGGCCUUCAGUCCAGCCUGCGGACACCAUUGUCUUCUCCUCUGUCAUCCAGGCCCCUGCCCUCCGUGCCCCAAGAUGGUGUCAGUCAGCUGCAUGUGUGGCAAGGCCUCGCCCCUCCCCCGUCGCUGUAGCAACAAGCCCUGGUCCUGUCAGAAGAGGUGUGGCAAGACCCUGCCCUGCGGACAACACACCUGUACCAGCAGCUGUCACUCAGGUGUGUGUGACCCGUGUCCCAGGGUCAGUGUCCAAAAGUGUGUUUGUGGACGAGAGGAAGCAGAGAGACAAUGUGCCAGCCCAGUGUGGCACUGCCCACAGGUGUGUGGGCGUCCUCUGUCCUGUGGGAAUCACACCUGUGAGAGGGUCUGUCACUCAGGGGUGUGUGGGGUUUGUCCCCGAUCUGGCAACAGAGCCUGUCCCUGUGGAAAGUCAAAAUGUUCCCUCCCCUGUACAGAGGACGUCCCCACUUGUGGUGACACCUGUGACAAGCUGAUGGAGUGUGGCUUACACACCUGCUCCAUGAGGUGUCACCGAGGACCAUGUGAGACCUGCCGUCAGGAGGUGGAGAAACAGUGUCGCUGUGGGAGGUACACACGUGUUAUGCCGUGUCAUAAGGAGUACCUCUGUGACUCCAAAUGCCCCAACACCAGAGGAUGUUCACGCCAUCAGUGCCGGAGAAAGUGUUGCCCUGGUAACUGCCCACCAUGUGAUCAGAGUUGUGGUCGGACGCUGGGCUGCCGGAACCACAAGUGUCCCUCCGUCUGUCACCAAGGUAGCUGCUACCCGUGUCCAGAGACAGUGCAGGUGAAGUGUGUGUGUGGCAAAACCUCUCUGACGGUUCCCUGUGGUCGGGAGAGGAGCACCAAGCCACCGCGCUGUAAAGAACUGUGCAGGUCUCCCCCCUCCUGCCACCACCCCAGCAGGGAGUCACAUCGCUGCCACCCUGGGCCCUGCCCCCCCUGUCGCCAGCCAUGUCUGCUGGCUCUGCCGCGGUGCCCACACACUUGCCCACAGCCCUGCCACGACCAGGUCAUGGUCAAGACCAGCGACAAGGUGUUAGCUGGCCCAUGGGAGCAGCCAUCAGAACCAGCGUUUGUCUGUAAAGCUCUUCCCUGCCCCCCCUGUAUGGUGCCUAUACCAACGGCUUGUCUUGGAGAACAUGAGGUGAGUCCAGUCCCGUGCCACCAGAGAGGUCCCUUCUCCUGUCAGCGUGUGUGUGGUCGACCUCUGACCUGUGGUAACCAUAGCUGCAGUAAGGAAUGUCACCGUGUCACAACAGCCAAACUACAGGUGGGAUCCGAGUGUGAGCUGUGUGAGGAGGGCUGUGUUAAACCUCGCCCCCCGGCCUGCCCCCACCUCUGCCCGUUGCCAUGCCACCCGGGGCCGUGCCCCCCAUGCCAACAGAUGAUCCGGCAACGAUGUCACUGCAAGAUCUCCCUCCUCUACAUCGAAUGCCUGAAGUUCAGCAGUGCCCCUGACGCGGUGAAGAGUGAUCUUGGAUCCUGUAGGAACCAGUGUCCUAAACAGCUAAGCUGUGGACAUCGCUGUAAGGACCUUUGUCAUCCAGGAAGCUGUGAGGACAAAUGCUCCCACAAGGUCAAACUCAAGUGUCCCUGCAAGAGGAUCAAAAAGGAGUUGCUGUGUUGUAAGGCCCGUGAGGACCAGACCCAGGUGGAGUGUGACGAGGCCUGUAUCACCCUGAAGAGGAAGGCCUACGAGGUGAAGGAAGCUGAGGAGAGACUGGCUCAAGAAGAGGAAGCCAGAAAACAGCAGGCGGAGCUGGAGGCCUUUGAGAAGCGUCAGAAGGGCAGGCGUAAGAAGCGUGGGAGGCGAGGAGAGGAGGAAGAGGAGGAGGAAAGUGGGUGGAGGAGGUACAAGUUGGUGGUCAUGGCUCCUCUGUGUGGAGUUUUACUGGCUGCUGCUGCCUUCUACCUCAUCCACCUGGGAUGAAGUCACACACACACCUCUCUAACACACACACACCACUCAGACACACACACACCACUCUGACACACACACACACACACACUUCUUCUUCAUUCAACUGGGAUGAGGACACACCUUCUGUCAAGUACACACACACACACACACACACACACACACACACACACACUGUCUCACACACAGACACCACCCCUGUUCUCAGCCUUUUGUAGCGGUCUACAAUAACAGAAGAGGAGACUCAUCAAUGAUUGUUUCAUCUCCCUCUGAAUGAGAAUAUUUACGUGAAAUACUUUUAUCUUAUGUCCUGUAAUCACCAUUAUUUCUGGUAUAGUUAAUACUGCUGUUAUCAUUACUGUAAUUAUUAACGUUAUUGUUUGUUCAGUCUCUUCUGUGAGUCUGGGCCCCUGAGGUGUCGCGUGUGAAAGGCUGCAUUCACAUUCUGAGGGUCGGUCACCAAUUGAUCUGUUGAUCUGAUCUGUUUGAUUGUGUGAAAAGAUCUGACCUGAUUGGUCAAAAGACCAAUUAGGUGGAUAGAAUCAUGCUGAUGUAAGAUCAGGUCCUCUGUGUUUAUCCAUGUAAUCAGAUGCUGUAAUAGAGUUCCAACUGAUCCUGGAUCAGGUCUCUAUUCUAGAAGGUCCAUCUGAUCCUGGAUCAGGUCUCUAUUCUAGAAGGUCCAUCUGAUCCUGGAUCGGAUCUCUAUUCUAGAAGGUCCAUUUGAUCCUCGAUUGGAUUUCUAUUCUAGAAGGUCCAUCUGAUCCUUGAUCGGAUCUCUAUUCUAGAAGGUCCAUCUGAUUCUGGAUCGGAUCUCUAUUCUAGGAGGUCCAACUGAUCCUGGAUCAGGUCUCUAUUCUAGAAGGUCCAUCUGAUCCUGGAUCGGAUAUCUAUUCUCGAAGGUCCAUCUGAUCCUGGAUCAGAUGUCUUUUCUAGAACAGAUGAAUCCCUCUGAAGGUUUAUUUGAUGGAUGAUGGCUGGAUGAUGAGAUCAUGUGAUGACAGGAUGAUGGCUGGAUGAUGAGAUCAUGUGAUGACAGGAGAGGGCACACUCCAAAUGGCAGCCUAAUUACUUCCAUAGUGCCCUCAGAGUACAUGAGGCAUUACAGUAGUUUACUGGAUGAAUUAUAGGGCCUGACGUAAAGUAGUGUGCUGUGUGGGGUUUAGGGCGCCACUUGGAAAGUCGUCCUCCUGCAUGUUGUCUUCCUGUUUGUCUAAAUGAUGCUGAUGAUGAAUGAUAGGAUGUUUAGUUUUUGGUUCUGUAAUAAAAUAUGAAUUUAGAAAUACUUAA